AUGGGUGUCGAAAAAGAAACCCUCAGACCGGGCAACGGCACCGACUUCCCCCAACACGGCGACAAGGUCGCCAUCAACUACACAGGCUGUCUCUACGACACCAAGGCCGCGAAACACAACAUGGGCAAGGAGUUCGAUAGUUCGAAGAGUCGGGGCCCGUUGGAGACGACGAUUGGGGCGGGGGAGGUUAUCAAAGGCUGGGACGAGGGCGUUCCACAGAUGAGUCUUGGGGAGAAGGCGAUUCUGACUAUCAGUGGGGACUAUGCCUACGGCGAGAAGGGUUUUCCGGGAUUGAUCCCCCCGAAUGCUGGACUGGUUUUCGAGGUCGAGCUCAUUCGGAUCAAUGACAAGUCGGUUCAGUUCUGA
Messenger RNA from Aspergillus clavatus NRRL 1, 366 nucleotides. RefSeq names its product FKBP-type peptidyl-prolyl cis-trans isomerase. The record is from RefSeq and is a predicted model, not a curated record. Gene Ontology annotation, molecular function: peptidyl-prolyl cis-trans isomerase activity. Lineage: Eukaryota; Fungi; Ascomycota; Eurotiomycetes; Eurotiales; Aspergillaceae. The coding region runs from base 1 to 366 and encodes 121 amino acids. The transcript is spliced from 6 exons.